Messenger RNA from Bufo gargarizans (Asiatic toad), 4276 nucleotides. RefSeq names its product oocyte zinc finger protein XlCOF22-like. Gene Ontology annotation, cellular component: nucleus. The coding region runs from base 92 to 1861 and encodes 589 amino acids. The record is from RefSeq and is a predicted model, not a curated record. The transcript is spliced from 7 exons. Gene Ontology annotation, biological process: regulation of transcription by RNA polymerase II. NCBI's taxonomy places the organism in Eukaryota, Metazoa, Chordata, Amphibia, Anura, Bufonidae. Gene Ontology annotation, molecular function: RNA polymerase II cis-regulatory region sequence-specific DNA binding; DNA-binding transcription activator activity, RNA polymerase II-specific.
CAUACAUCUGCAGCUGGAGGUUCCUACAAUAUAGGAUCCCCUCAGUGGAGAUCUUCUAUAUAAGAUUCUACUCCUGAUUGACCCUUCAAGGAUGGAUAGGGACAGGGACAAGAUGGCGGAGAGUAUAAUAAAUCUCACCCUAGAGAUCCUCUUCCGGCUUACUGGAGAGGACUACACAGUAGUAAAGACCUCUAGUGAGCGCUGUCAGGACCCUGUGUCUGAAGGAUGGGGAAGAACCCUGAGCCCAAUCACGGGGCCUCCACCUCACUCCCUGAUAUAUGAGGAAAUUAAUAGAGAGAAGAUCUUAGAACUCACCAACAAGAUGAUUGAGCUGCUGACUGGAGAGGUUCCUAUAAGGUGUCAGGACGUCACCAUCUAUUUCUCCAUGGAGGAGUGGGAGUAUUUAGAAGGGCACAAACAUCUGUACAAGGACACCAUGAUGGAGGAUCACCGGCCCCUCACACCACCAGUUAAGGAAGAGAGAAGAACACCGGAGAGAUGUCCCAGUCCUCUUCUUCCACAGGAUGGUUCAGAAGAACAUCAUAAUGUCCCACAGGAUGAUCAGCUUGUAAAUCCGGGUGAAGAUCUGAACAUUAUAUAUGUUACAGAGACAUAUGUGAGGGGAGAUGAGCAGGGUAUAGAGGACAUUUCUACAGUUAACCGCCCAGAUGACUGUACCAGGAACUCAGAGAAACAUGUGAUAUCAUCACAUUUUGAAGUAUAUGAUCAUGGUGUCACACGAGAUACGUAUGAAGGACAUGCUAAGUUCCAAGAUAUAUCCUCACCCAUUCACAGCAAAAAUGUAUCACCUGAUCUUUUUAAACAGGUCCGAUCUUCUGAUUCAUCACAGACUGUAACACAAAAUAAAAGUCACAGAAAAGGUGUUAAACGUCAAACAGCUCACAUAAGAAAGAAGCCAUUUUCAUGUUUAGAAUGUGGGAAAUGUUAUACCUAUAAAUCUGAACUUGUUAUACAUCACAGAGUUCACACAGGGGAGAAGCCAUAUUCAUGUUCAGAAUGUGGGAAAUGUUUUCCUAUAAAAAAAUAUCUGGUUUCACAUCAAAGAACUCAUACAGGGGAGAAGCCAUUCUCAUGUUUAGAAUGUGGAAAAUGUUUUAACGAUAAAUCAAAUCUUGUUACACAUCAAAGAGUUCACACAGGGGAGAAGCCAUUUUCAUGUUCAGAAUGUGGAAAAUGUUUUAACGACAAAUCAUAUCUUGUUACUCAUCAAAGAAUACACACAGGGGAAAAGCCAUUCUCAUGUCCAGAAUGUGGAAAAUGUUUUAACUAUAAAAAACAUCUUGUUACUCAUCGGAGAAUUCACACAGGGGAGAGGCCAUUCUCAUGUUCAGGAUGUGGAAAAUGUUUUAACGAUAGCUCAUCUCUUAUUAAACAUCGGAGAAUUCACACAGGGGAGAAGCCAUAUUCAUGUUCAGAAUGUGGGAAAUGUUUUAACUAUAAAUCACAUCUUGUUACUCAUCAGAGAAUUCACACAGGGGAGAAGCCGUUUUCAUGUUCAGAAUGUGGGAAAGGUUUUGUUGAAAAGCAACAUCUGGUUAGACAUCAAAGAACUCAUACAGGGGAGAAGCCAUUUCCAUGCUUAGAAUGUGGAAAAUGUUUUAACGAUAAAUCACAUCUUGUUAAACAUCAGAGGAGUCACACAGGGGAGAAACCAUAUUCAUGUUCAGAAUGUGGGAAAUGUUUUGCUGUAAAAAAAGAUCUUGUUAGACAUCAGAGACUUCACACAGGAGAGAAGCCAUAUUCAUGUUCAGAAUGUGGGAAAUGCUUUGUAAAUAUUUCAGAUCUUAAUGAACAUCAUAUAAUUCACACAGGGGAGAAGCCACUUUUAUGUUCAGAUUAGAUUGCGGGAAAUGUUUUGCUUUAAAAAGUUAUUUGGUUACGUAUCAAAUAACUCACAUAGGGGAAAAGCCAUUCUUAUGUUUAGAAUUUGAAAGAUGCUUUAACCGUAAACCAGAUCUUGUUACACAUCAGAUAAUUCACACAGGGGAGAAGCCAUUUUUAUGUUCAGAAUGUGGAAAAUGUUUUAACCAGAAAUCGCAUCUUAUUAAACAUGAGAGAAUGCACACACGGGAUAAGAAAUGUUCAUAUUUAGCCUGUUAGUGACCACCCAUACCUGUUUUUAUGGCAGAUCCUAAAAGGCAAUUUAUAUCUCUUCCUGCAAAAAAAUGUACUGUUAAUUUUAUAGAUUCCAUUAUGAAUCUUUCAUAUUUUAUAAGUUUCUUUAAUCUUUGUAAGUUUAUUAUUUAGACAUGAUUACCAUUAAAUAGUAUCAGUCAUCUAUUUGAUUCAUAGAUACAGGAACUAACACCUGCAUGACCAAUAAAUGUAUUACUCUUUCUUCUAAAAUUUUUGCAAACUGCAUGAACUUUUCAUUGAAAUAAUCACUAAGUUUGUGGAAGGAGUCACUACACGUGGAAUUAUGUAAUCCCGGGGAUAAGACAAUCAUUAACCUUGGACUUGGAGAGAUUUUCCUCCAGGAUUCCACAAACCAUAUACAUCUUCCUUCCACAGGACUUCUGGCGUCAUUUCUUUGUUGUUACUGAACUGUUGAGAUUAAACAAAAAUCUGUUAUGUUUGCUUUGUUUAUAAUUUAAAAAAAAUUGAUAUUUCCUAUUCAUAUCAUCUGAAAAAGUAUUUUUAGAGUCUGAUGCUUUUUUAAGAAUGUUUUUAGGUCUUUAGCAAGAAAUUGUUCCCCAUAAAAUGGAAUUUUAAUUAUCAGCAGGUGCAAACCCACUGUCCCACGUGACCAACCAACCUCUCAUUCUUCACAAUACCUCUGAUGGUGAGGAUAGACUUUCCUGAGGGGUGUUCUUAGGUGGGUUGGAACACAAGGGAACAGGAACCUGGGUGUGGACCCACUGAACUGACCUCCAGAUAGUAUGGUGCACCCAGAAGGUGCUAGGAGGCCAGAGGCUGAUAAGGUGUUGGCAAGGCAAAGUCUGAGCACAAAGUCCAAGGUCAGGGCAGGCGACAAUAUGGCGGUCUGUAAACGAGAUCAGAGGGCAGGCUACAAGAUAGCAAAAUCUGUAAGACAAGGGCAGGUGGCAGUAAGGCAAGGUCCGUUAAACAAGAUAUAGGGUCCAUUACACAGUAAUGACAAGAAUCACAGUAACACCUUCACUCACAGGAAUUUAGACAAGGCUACGAACAAAAGUUGGAAACCAGCCCUAGGGUGGGGAAGACUGAGGGGGUGCGCACGCGUGCCCUAUACACAGUCAUAAGAUUCUGAGCACAGAGUCUGAGCUCCACCCAGAGCAGAAAGGAUGAUGCCGGCAGCAGGCACCGCCGCUGGUAAACUACAUGAGGGAACAGAUCUAGAUUUUCUGAUCCAGACUCAGAGGUAGAAGAGGAGUAAGUAGGGGCGCAUCUACUCAGAUGCUUCUGUUUUCAAGUAGACAGAAAGCAAGAAAUUGAUGACUUUUCUGCCAUUGCUGAACGGCUUUCUUGCCGUACUAAGUCCUUAAUUUCAUCUUUCAAGGAAGACACUUCCUCCCUUUACAAUAUCAUCAGUAUUCAUGCUAUUUAACCAUACAAAUUCCUGUGAUCUAGAUUUUUUUUUAACUGUUUUAGGUCUAACAGAUGUAUCCUUAUCACUGUAUUCCAUAUCAGAGAGAGAUAGAGGGAAUACACACAUUAGUCACAAUACUCACAAUCUUGACAUGAAAACAUUACUUCAUGCACUCACAGCAGCACCAAUGUCAGGCUCUGCACACUCCCACUUUGUCAACAUGGAAAACGUCACAGCCUUUUCAAGACAUGUUGUUCUUUGGUCAGAGGGUGACUUCCGACUUAACCCACGUGCCAGAUUCUGGCAAAUUGGCUUGUUCAGAUGUCCCUGGUGAUGUCAUCCACCGGAGGAGAAGAUCUCAGACAGGAAGCUGCUGGUAAAGACUUGAGAGACUACCGGAGUUUCUCAGUCGCUGCUGCGAGGAUACAGGGAUCUAAAGCAUCACAGCAGGCAUCCAUAGAAAAUCAGUCAUACUCAAGGUAGUCCCUCUGAAUUCACUUGCAACUAUGUUGUUGCUUCUCUCCCCACCUGAAAGGGACAGGAAGGAGAAAAUAUUUUAACCUUCCUGUCCCUGCAUGGUGGUAGGAGGAUCUCUCAUGAUUUAUGGUGCUGUCAUGGAGGGUGAAGGGGAAAAUAUAUUUUUGUUAAAUAUUUUGAACAUUAUGCAUGCAUAUGUGUGACAUAAUUAUACUUGAAAAGUUUUUUUUUCUUUUUACAUUCUUGAAAAAAAUAUAGUACAAUUGUAUG